Penicillium alfredii is the source of this 345-nucleotide messenger RNA. RefSeq lists its product as uncharacterized. The record is from RefSeq and is a predicted model, not a curated record. The transcript is spliced from 2 exons. Bases 1 to 345 code for a protein of 114 amino acids. NCBI's taxonomy places the organism in Eukaryota, Fungi, Ascomycota, Eurotiomycetes, Eurotiales, Aspergillaceae.
AUGUCGAAACAGCUUUUAGAGGCUGCCAAUUUCAUUCAUGGUGCCGGCAUGUGUCAUGGGGAUAUUAGCGGCCGAAACAUGGCCUUCAGCAGCACUCACUUGGCCCACAAAACAGAGGAGAAGCUGUUUGGAGUUCUUGGGACGCCAGAGAUAGAGCCAUUGGCCCGCAUUGAUAGGUUGCCUUUAGGGAAUGAGUUUCCCGCACAGCUCGUCAAGGCAGCAGAGUGGGUCGACUGGGUGGACGAGGAUGAGGAGGACAUUCGCAUAUUUGAUGUGGGGGAAAGUUUUCUGCAAGGAGAGGAGCCCCGAGAAGCUGGCCCAACUCGGUACAUUACGGGUGCCUGA